This is a messenger RNA of Oncorhynchus kisutch (coho salmon), 1824 nucleotides long. Its product is annotated as syntaxin-19-like. Gene Ontology annotation, cellular component: SNARE complex; plasma membrane; presynaptic active zone membrane. Lineage: Eukaryota; Metazoa; Chordata; Actinopteri; Salmoniformes; Salmonidae. Gene Ontology annotation, molecular function: SNAP receptor activity; SNARE binding. Bases 414 to 1328 code for a protein of 304 amino acids. The transcript is spliced from 5 exons. Gene Ontology annotation, biological process: exocytosis; synaptic vesicle fusion to presynaptic active zone membrane; intracellular protein transport. The record is from RefSeq and is a predicted model, not a curated record.
ACUGUUAACAUAUAGGAAUACUAACAGAACACACACACACACACACGUGACCUACAGCUAAUAAGUAUUUGGAGUGGAGGGCUCAAUAGAUUCCCUGAGGAUACCGUUCAGAAGGAUGGGAUAUACAUUUGGAUAACUUCAUGAAUGCUUUUUGUGAAGUACGAAUAAUCCAUUCUCCAUGGCUUGGCUAAAUUGGCAGUUACAUUCCUGGUCAAACAUAAAUGGCAGGGUCUAAGGCUCACGGAUUACUUACUACAACAAGUGAAACAACAUCAGACCCUGUCCUCCUGAGUGAGGUCCACCAAAAGGCUCUGUCCUUUGGAGACUUCACUAAGGGAUAACUUCACCAAGGGGCCUCAACUCACAGGCUUUUGUCAUCCUUCUGCUUGAUCUCCACCGAGAGGUCUCUGACCAUGAAGGACCGCCUGGAGGAGCUGCGUCAGAGGGCCCAGGGUUUUCGGGAGGUGAGCAGAGAGACAGAUGAUACCCCAUUCCCUGAGGAAGAUGCUAACCCAGAUGCCCCAUUGGGGGUUAAGGUCGCCACCCCGCAGCAGGCUGUGGUGUUCGAGCAAGAACCAGUCCUGCACAACUUCCUGUCCGAGGCUCAGCAUAUCCGCGGUGACAUCACUGAGCUGGAAACAGAGGUAAAGAAGUUCAGCCAGCAACAAAGGACCCUGGUGGCAACCAUGCAUCGUUUCAGUGUGAUGAAGAAGGUCAGUGAUGUGACGACGGACAUCAAGCUGCAGGCAGAGAGCAUCCACAGACGGCUGGACGACCUCUCCAAGAAGGCACAGAGUUUAGAAGACAUGCAGGGACUGGCUACAGCCACUACACGCAUCCAACGCUCCCAACACGCAGCGCUACUUAGACAAUUCCAACAGGUGAUGUGUCUGUACAACAACUCCAUCCUCAGUAAACAGGAGCAUUGUAAAAACUUCCUCAUCCGCCAGCUCGAGGUGUUUGGUCGUGACGUCACCGAGGAGGGAGUCGAUGAAAUGGUUGCCACGGGGAAGUGGGAGGUGUUUAACCAGAACCUCCUCAACGACGAACGCAUCACACGCGCUCAGCUGUCUGAGAUCGAGCAGAGACACAAGGAGCUACUGAAUCUGGAGAGCAACAUGAAGGAGCUGAGAGAACUGUUCAUGGAUAUCUUUAUAUUGGUGGAGGAGCAAGGAGGCUACAUAGACAACAUCCAGACCAGUGUAGAGAAGACACAGGACUACGUCACCGUCACUAACGAGAAAUUUAAAAUGGCCACCAGGUACAAGAAGAAGAACCCUCUAAGGAGACUGUGCUGCUGUUGCUGCCCCUGGAGGUGCUGCACAUAGAGAAGGGACAAGUCCCCUGAACACUGGAGAUAGCCCUGGAGGUGCUGCACAUAGAGAAGGGACAAGUCCCCUGAACACUGGAGAUAGCCCUGGAGGUGCUGCACAUAGAGAAGGGACAAGUCCCCUGAACACUGGAGAUAGCCCUGGAGGUUUUUCAGAUUGGGAAAGGAAGAGCUCUGAUGUGGAGUGUCUACAGCUAUGGGAGGGAAAUCUGUAGGGUGGCAUGGCAGAACAGUGUUCAGAGAAGAUUUAAGCCCAUUACAGUGGUCAGAAAUCAUCCAGGAACAAGAGGAUUGUAAGAGGCUGUGCAGUUGAAGCAGGGUGGGAGUCAGUGUCUCCACUCAUGAGGGACAACUUUAACGCAAGACAUAAUGCAUUUUGAGAAGCAGCAAGACUGCUUACGUUUUCAAAACUGUCUCCUUUUUUCAAAACUCUACACACAAUUCCCAAAACUGCACACACAAAAUACAAAAUGUCUCACAUCUCCUUCAAAAUG